Gastrolobium bilobum is the source of this 339-nucleotide messenger RNA. RefSeq lists its product as uncharacterized. NCBI's taxonomy places the organism in Eukaryota, Viridiplantae, Streptophyta, Magnoliopsida, Fabales, Fabaceae. Bases 1 to 339 code for a protein of 112 amino acids. The transcript has a single exon. The record is from RefSeq and is a predicted model, not a curated record. Gene Ontology annotation, molecular function: nucleic acid binding; RNA-DNA hybrid ribonuclease activity.
AUGGCAGAAUUGUGGGGAACCCUUAAAGGUUUGGAGAUAUGCUGGCAAUUGGGGUUUAGGAAGGUGGAACUAGAAGGAGAUGCUUCCGAAGUUUUCUCUAUUCUUGCAGAUUGCAAUGCAGCUUGUCAGCCGCGCAUCGUGGCUAAGAUACAAGCACUUAUUGCUCAGGACUGGGAGGUUACUCUAAUUCAUAUUCCUAGAGAUGCAAAUUCAUGUGUGGAUUGGUUAGCUAAGUCUACUCUUCAGAAAAGAUCUAGAUUUUGGCAUCAUCAAAUCAUGCCAAAUCAGCUUGCUCAUCUUUUUGAUCAAGAUCUCCAUGAGAUUAUUGAUCCGGGAUAG